UGAAGCAAAGGAAAGGAAAGCAGAGUAGAAGCAGCAAAGCAAGGAGCGACAGACAUAGAGAUAGAGAGAGAGAGAGAGAGAGAGAGAGAGAGAGAGAGAGAGAGAGAGAUUACCAUUUAACUUUGCUUAUAUGCAUGAUUUGUGGUAGCAAACAGCGGCGCCAGUUCUGCUUUUCCUCGUUUCUUAAGCUCGGUAGUUUAUCAGCCCGGUAUUUACAUGAAGGCCUGAAUCUGUCCAAGUUUAUGUCAGUUAGCAGUCUGACGUUAGCCUCUGCUAUUAGCCUACUCCCUGCUGGUGGUGACUUCAAACAACUUGUCAACAGCCGAUCGAUUCUGGACAGGACUGCUUUCACUCUCUGUUUGUUUUAGCUGGUUGCCAUAGCGUAAACAUUCUCUGAACCAGCGGCACUACUGGGAGAGCAAAAGCAGCUAUGAUGGCUACGUGACAAGCGAUGAGCCACUGAGUCAACUUCAGCAGGAACCAUGGAAGGGUUUCAGCAAGCUGCUACAGAACAGCAUGACAGGGUAAAUGGAUACAGCAAGCCCAAGUCCCCCCAUGACAUGGCUGAUGUCAGGUGGACGCCACCAGAAGGAGAGUCCGGAGGCUCAGACAGCUGUGGGGGGACAAGUGUGUCGGAGCUGACAGACUUUCAGGAGUUAAAGACCAGGGAAAGCGAAGAUGAGGAAGAGAAUGAAGAAGUCCUUGCUUGUAAAGACCUUAAAGGGGACCAGAAUAAAAGACAGAAAGAGGAUCAAGAUCAGGAGAAAAAUCACAACAAGCAAAACAGUUGUGCGUCAUCCAGCUACACAGACCUUUCCCAUACUUCAUCACCCUCACUGUCAGAACAGCUGCGUCUUGGCAGAGAAGACAAUACAGGGUCUGGUAUCAGUGUGGAGUGUAAGGUCUGCGGGGACAAGGCCUCUGGCUUCCAUUACGGCGUACACGCCUGUGAAGGUUGCAAGGGCUUUUUCCGGCGGACCGUGAGAAUGAAACUGGAAUAUGACCGCUGUGAGCGUUCCUGCAAGAUUCAGAAGAAGAAUCGCAACAAGUGCCAAUAUUGUCGCUUCCAGAAGUGCCUGGCUUUAGGAAUGUCUCAUGAUGCGAUCCGAUAUGGACGUAUGCCCGAGGCAGAGAGGAAGAAGCUGGUCGCAGGCCUUCUUGCAGAGGAGCUGAACCUCAGCAAACCAGGUGGUUCAGACCUAAAGACCUUGGCCAAACAGGUCAACACAGCUUACUUGAAGAACCUCAGUAUGACCAAGAAGAGGGCCCGCAGCAUAAUGACAGGCAAAACCAGCAGCACCUCACCUUUUGUGAUCUAUGACAUGGACACGCUCUGGAAAGCAGAAAGUGGUUUAGUAUGGAGCCAGUUAGUUCCAGGUGCACCUCUGACCAAGGAGAUAGGAGUUCACGUGUUCUACCGCUGUCAGUGCACCACAGUGGAGACUGUACGAGAGCUCACAGAGUUUGCCAAGUGCAUUCCGGGGUUUGUGGACCUCUUCCUUAAUGACCAGGUGACUUUGCUCAAGUACGGUGUUCAUGAAGCUAUUUUCGCCAUGUUGCCAUCUCUCAUGAACAAAGAUGGACUGUUGGUGGCCAACGGUAAAGGCUUUGUGACAAGAGAGUUUCUGCGCAGCUUAAGGAAGCCCUUCAGUGAGAUCAUGGAGCCCAAGUUUGAGUUUGCUGUCAAGUUCAAUGCUCUGGAGUUGGAUGACAGCGACCUGGCCCUAUUUGUUGCUGCCAUUAUUCUCUGUGGAGAUCGUCCGGGGCUUAUGAACGUGAAGCAGGUGGAGCAAAGCCAGGACAACAUACUCCAGGCCCUGGACCUCCAUCUUCAAGCAAACCACUCUGACUCUCUCUACCUCUUCCCUAAGCUGCUUCAGAAGAUGGCUGACCUUCGCCAGUUGGUUACUGAAAAUGCUCAGCUUGUCCAAAAGAUCAAAAAGACUGAGUCAGAGACCUCGCUCCACCCUUUACUACAGGAGAUCUACAAAGACAUGUAUUAGAAAUCUCCAGCACAGACUGAUUUUAGCAAUACUGUUACAGACUGAAUCUACGGUUAUAACAACACACUGCAUCCGGUUCAAGCACUGUUCCACAAAUAUGCAUGUAUUUUUAACAUGCAGAUGAGGCACAGACACUUGGUAGGGCUAACAAAAUCAGCAAUGUCUUCACAAUGUCAGCAUUGCCCUCAGCACAGUAAUGUGUGUAUGUGUGACUGCGUGCGAUGAGCAUCUGGAAUCAUUUGCUGCAAGCCUUAGUUUCCCACAACGGUCACUUAACAGGAAGAGUGAUAUGUUUUCUUAUGGAGGCUGCUCCUGUUUCAUCCUCAGAGCAAAGUGUUUAGAGAGAGCUGCUUCUUACUCACCUCGCCUCUGCUUUGCCUCAAAGGGAAAGCAAUUCAUGUUCUUACACCAAUGGCAUUGUUGAACUUGGAAAGUUUUCCGUUUUUAUUUCUUACAAUGAGUGAUUGUAAUUGUUCUGACUUCCAGUGAAGCUGAAGAUGCACAAAUUGCUAUUUGUUUACAUCAUUAUUAUCAUAUUCAUCAUUAAUUACCACCACUUUGCCAUGUGGUUUAAACAACACAAACUGGGCUGGCUCCAGCAGUGUAGAGAGCUCUCAAUGCAACUGUCUGUGCAAUACCAUUUCCAUUUGUCAAUAAAUGUGAGAUCCAAGUUACUUAGGUUUUGUUUUGAAGCCAUCUACCCAAGUGGUAAUUUUUGGACUGUGCUGCCCGAGUCUGACACUAUAAACACACAACCCUCUGAAAUUCAGCAUUGUUUUUGUUUAUGCAAAAUACAGUGAAGUUGCCAUGUUCUGGGUUGUGUUAGUUUAGUUUUUUUGUAAUUAUGUUACUAAUUAUUUGUAAUUGUUGAUCAUAUUUGUAAAGGGCAAAACGUGAAUUAUCUUAUUUCAUGUGUUAAGUAUAUGUGUUUGGUUUUACAUGACUUCCUGUUUAGUUUAGUUCCUACCAAAUAUAUCAUCAAUCAAACCAACAAACCUUUCCUUAACAAGAAAUUUGGAUUUUAUGGUGGAGCAGAAUUGAUUUUAAACCAGCAUACUGAACCAUAAUAUUGUUUUUUGGAAAUUUGAUGAUGAUUGAAAGUUGAUAACCAGAGUUUAUUAUCAUAUGCUGUUUUUGUAUUCAACAUAUACACAAUCGUAGAUUACUACUCCUUUUGUGUGUCUGGUUUGUCUAUACUGUUGCCCAAAUUUAGGCAUUUUCAGAUGUUUUUCCAUAUUAUUCCUUCUGUUUAUAAUUAAGAUACACUAAAAGGACUUCAUGCCA
This is a messenger RNA of Melanotaenia boesemani (Boeseman's rainbowfish), 3287 nucleotides long. RefSeq names its product peroxisome proliferator-activated receptor delta b (gene ppardb). Gene Ontology annotation, biological process: regulation of lipid metabolic process; cell differentiation; negative regulation of transcription by RNA polymerase II. Gene Ontology annotation, molecular function: RNA polymerase II cis-regulatory region sequence-specific DNA binding; zinc ion binding; nuclear receptor activity. The coding region runs from base 483 to 2003 and encodes 506 amino acids. NCBI's taxonomy places the organism in Eukaryota, Metazoa, Chordata, Actinopteri, Atheriniformes, Melanotaeniidae. The transcript has 8 exons. The record is from RefSeq and is a predicted model, not a curated record. Gene Ontology annotation, cellular component: nucleus.